CACACCAGUCUUCAGGAGCAUCUGCUGCAGUGGGUGACCAUGUUUCGUCUGUGUUUCCCACUCUUCCUGUGUUUGGUUUGGCUUGGACUGUUCUGUCACUCAGAGGCCAUGGAAAACCAAGCUGAAUCAAGGGAAAAAAGGAGUGUGCCUAACUGGGCGCUGACAUCAUCAGACUUUUUCGCCUGGAUUGAAGAGCUGCGUUCUCACGCUGGCUAUGACAAGAUCGAGGAAUUGGCCAGAACCUUCUGGGCUCACUUCCCUUCCGCCAGCCGCCUGGGUUAUGACCCUCCCGCUCCAGAAGAAUAAUGCCAACUGAGUUUGAGUCUGUGUUUUGGAUACCAUUUGCCCUUUCGUUAUGGCUCAUCUCUUGGAAAAGGAGACAAACAGUCUUUAUUAUUUAGCGUAACUUGAUUUGAGCCAGGGCAAGAUACCCAGAGAAAAGUUCAUUGUAUUUUUUUUUUGUUUAAAAGUUACAUAAAACCCCUUAUGUAAUGGCAUCCAAAAUCCAGUAAAAGUAUCUUGCUCACAAACUCUUUUAUUGACAAAAUACUUGCUGCUCCUGAUUCUUCUUUAAAAUAAAUGCACAUUCUGGAUUUGUAUUUGCUAUAAAACAAAUAAUAUACAGUAUAUCAAUAUAAAUGUAUGCUACACACAGGUAUGGUAGAUGGCCAUAUAACUAUUGUUGAGCAGCACGCAGGUGUGCUGUUAUCAGUGGGAAUGCAGUCCAGGUGCACAGAGAUGACCUCUGAAUGAGGGUCAUCCCCCUCGGGACAAGUACAGUACAUGCAGGAACACGGUUUGACUGUAACAAAAUCACUCCAGUAUAACAUCACGUGUAAACUUUUCGAAAAUACAAAGAAAUAUAAACACAUAUCAUAAAA
This is a messenger RNA of Carassius gibelio (silver crucian carp), 881 nucleotides long. Its product is annotated as otospiralin-like. Lineage: Eukaryota; Metazoa; Chordata; Actinopteri; Cypriniformes; Cyprinidae. The record is from RefSeq and is a predicted model, not a curated record. The transcript has 4 exons. Gene Ontology annotation, biological process: sensory perception of sound. Bases 40 to 306 code for a protein of 88 amino acids.